This is a messenger RNA of Helicoverpa zea (corn earworm), 1029 nucleotides long. RefSeq names its product protein ABHD11-like. Gene Ontology annotation, cellular component: mitochondrion. NCBI's taxonomy places the organism in Eukaryota, Metazoa, Arthropoda, Insecta, Lepidoptera, Noctuidae. The record is from RefSeq and is a predicted model, not a curated record. The coding region runs from base 1 to 978 and encodes 325 amino acids. The transcript is spliced from 3 exons.
AUGUUACUUAAGAGUUGUGUUACCAAUAACUUGAUAAGAAGGUUCCAGCCAAUUCUAUUUGUAUAUGGUACACUGUUCAAGCACUUUGCUCCUACUUAUCGAAUUUUAAAUAGAUCGAAUGUUAUUCUAUCGUAUAAGAUACUCAGCGAAGGUGUUACCGAGACAGAUGAACCGCCAAUUUUCCUCUUUCAUGGUUUGUUAAGCAAUAAGAAGCAAUGGGAGGGCAUGGGGAAAAUAAUAUUGAAUCUAACAAAAAGAUCAGUAGUAGUUGUGGACUUACGAAAUCAUGGCAACAGUCCUCAUAUGGGCAGUCACAGAUAUGAAGACCUCGCGGCGGAUAUACUGACUCUGUUUGAGAAGCUGGGAGUUGAACAAGCGAGUCUCAUCGGACACAGCAUGGGAGGGAAAGCUGCUCUGUGUUUAGCUUUAACUGCGCCGCUUAAAAUAACCGGUGUGUUAGUAGUAGAUAUAUCUCCCGCUUCAGUCACACAAAGCUACAAGGAAGAAUACCCCAAAAUACUAAAUGCUAUGAAAGCAGUUGACUUCAAGAUGCCGAAAAAAGUGAAUCACGCCAAAAGGGAAGCUAAGAAACAACUGAAAGAAAUGAUUACAGACGAUUAUCUUCUCAAUACGAUUCUAGACAAUAUAAAAAUUCGCACAGAUUCGACAAUCGGUUGGGCAGUUAAUAUCGAUGUUCUGUUAAAGCACAUUAAUGCUAUUGCAAGUUUCCCCAGGCCACUGAGAAGAAAGCGAUAUUUUGGCCCCACGCUAUUUAUCGGCGGCCAGUUGUCUGAAUUUAUUCCGCCGGACGAUUUACCAGUUAUUCGGGACAUGUUUCCAAAAGCUGUUAUAACCUACAUCCCGAAAACAGGACACAAUGUGCACAUUGACGAUCCAAGAUCGUUUUUAGAAAUUGCGAUCGCUUUUAUCAGGACUCACCACUAUAAACGUCAGUUCAAACCCCCGGUAGUUCCAUAAAUACUAUGUUAAAGGUUCAAUUGUUAGUAAGCAUUAAAUAUGUUAUUACCA